CGAUAGUCCAUGUGAUUCAGUGUCACACGUGCUUUGUACACAGAAGUUGUGGGAGAUAUGUUGAUUGUUUAUGCGUAAAAGUGGAAUUGUUUUUAGAAUAUUGAGUCUUAAAAAUGUUUAGUAAUCAGAUGAGAUCCGUAUUUGUAGUUAAGAAUAUGAGAAAUACUUUAAAGACUAAAAAUCAAUGUUUUAUCAAUGCAAAAUAUUCAUAUGAGACUAAUAAAGAAAAUAUUGAUGAUGAAAAGUUAAAAACUGUUAGGAAUAGACCUUCUUAUAUCAGUGAAGAUUUGCUUGAACAUGAAAAAUAUAUAAAUAGACCAAAAAGUUUAACUACGAAAAAAAUUUCAAAGGUCGAUAUCAAAGGAGAAAUAAUAUACGGUUUACAUCCGGUACAACUUGCUCUUCAGUGCGGAAGACGCGCCAUCCACCAGUUAUACGUUCAAGAUAGAUUUAGAGAUUCCGAUGCUACCAUCAGAAAGAAAAUUAUCGAACUUGCACGUGAUCUCAAAAUACCUGUCAAAGAAGUUCAAAAACCCAUAUUACAACAAAUUAGUAAGAAUCAUGUUCAUCAGGGAGUGUGUCUCGAUGUGAGUGUGCUACAUACAGAAGAUAUAGAUAAAAGUGCUAUAGAAGAUACUGUGACAGAAAAUAAAAUGACGCCAAUUUGGUUGAUUUUGGAUUGUAUUCAAGAUCCUAUGAAUUUUGGAGCGGUUCUGAGAUCUUCAUAUUAUUUUGGAAUUGAUAAAGUAUGUGUUGUGAAAGGGAACAGUUGUAAACUUUCGCCUGUAGUUAGCAAAGCAAGUUCGGGUGCUUUAGAAGUGAUUCCAGUGUAUUCGAUAAACAAUCUUCCAGAAUUUUUACAAGAAAAGAAAGAUUCAAACUGGUAUAUUAUAGGAACUGCUUCAUACUCUGAUAAUAUUUGCUCCAAAUGUAUAGGAAUUCAUACAUUAAAAUUAAAUAAACCAACAAUUUUCAUAUUGGGAAAUGAAGGUGUAGGAAUGUCCGAGUGUGUGUACGAUUUAUGCGAUAACAUAGUAACAAUAUUACCCAGUGCUCAUUUGCAUCCUGGCAUUGAUUCCUUGAAUGUUUCUGUUGUCUGUGGUAAGCAAUGUUGUGUUAUUUUAUAAUCAAAUUAGUAUAUAUAUAUUUUUUUUUUUUUUUGAGUAUGCUUAUAUCUGAGCAACUUUGUUACAUGUUGUACAUGCUGAGUAGCAUCUAUACUAUACAUUUGUCUUUAGUCACAACCUCCGGUGACAGCCACUGACAGGAACACAACACAUGAACAUGGUUUGGAGGCAUUUCAAAAGAACAU
Messenger RNA from Centruroides sculpturatus (bark scorpion), 1312 nucleotides. RefSeq names its product rRNA methyltransferase 1, mitochondrial-like. Gene Ontology annotation, cellular component: mitochondrion. Gene Ontology annotation, molecular function: RNA methyltransferase activity; RNA binding. The record is from RefSeq and is a predicted model, not a curated record. NCBI's taxonomy places the organism in Eukaryota, Metazoa, Arthropoda, Arachnida, Scorpiones, Buthidae. Bases 114 to 1127 code for a protein of 337 amino acids. Gene Ontology annotation, biological process: rRNA methylation. The transcript is spliced from 8 exons.